Molecule: messenger RNA, 4749 nt
Organism: Chlamydomonas reinhardtii
Lineage: Eukaryota; Viridiplantae; Chlorophyta; Chlorophyceae; Chlamydomonadales; Chlamydomonadaceae
Exons: 17
Coding region: 48-3815 (1255 amino acids)
Biological process (GO): nucleobase-containing compound metabolic process
Molecular function (GO): 3'-5' exonuclease activity; nucleic acid binding; 5'-3' DNA helicase activity
Source: RefSeq, a predicted model, not a curated record
GGCUUGUCCGGUCCGUGGCGGCAAAGUAUGGCGAUGCAUGCAACUUUAUGACGCGCUUGCUCAAGGAGCCGUCCCAGGAUGCCGCGGACCUGGCGGAGCGGAUGCUGAUGUCGAAGCAGCUCAUGAUUCAACUGCUGCAGGACGCGGCGGUGGAUAGCGGGACAGUGGUGCUGCCGCAGCGCCGUCGCCUGGCGCACAUGACCCUUCUUCCGCAUCUAGGGUCAGCGGAGCGGAGCGGUGGCGGCAGCAGCACGAUGGCAGCCGCGGUCACAGCAAGCAUCAGUACAUCCGCUGACCGGGCAGACGCAGCCACAUUUAGUGGCUCCUGGGCUGGGCGCCCUCUGUGGCACCCGCCGGCGACGCAGCUGCCGAGGCCGUCCUCCAGGAUGCUGCUGCGGCCCGCUAGCAGCGGCCUGGCGUCCUGUGCCAGCACUGCCUCCCUCUCCUCCGUCGCCACCGCCACCAGCGCCGCCAAAGCCCGUGCCGCCUCAAUUGUCGCCUCUCGCAUCAGCCGUAGCACAUCGGGUGCGUCCCGUGCGAGUUGCGACGAUCUGGGUCUGCUGCAGCCGCAUCAAUUGCGAGAGGAGCAACAGCGGCCCCCCGGCAAUGCGGACAGCGUUCCAGCGGCCGCGGCAGACGCCAGCAACGAGAGCACGGGUGCUUGUGACGCGGAGGCAGGGGGUUUGACGUUGGACCUGCGCAUCUCGCUCGAUCCGCCCGUGGCGGGCAUCUCAGCCCUGCACGUGGUCGCGGUGCAGGCGCAGCAGCUAGCGCCGAAGCACGUGAGCUGGCUGGUGGCGGGGUGGGCGCGCGUGCCCAAGGACGCAGCCGUGGAGGCACUGGCGGAGGCGCUGAACCUGGAAGACGGAGCAGCAGCAGCAACGACAGGAGGCGCGGCCGCCAGCAGCAGCGGUACGGCUGGGAAGGGCGGCAAGACCGUUGGAAAGGGCAAGGCUGCUGCCGCUGCUGCCAACCGCAGGGCAGGUGCUGCGGCGGCAGCACCCAAGCUGUGGCCGCUGCCCAAGGUCCUGGGGUUUGACACGGAGUUCGUGGGUGACCAGCUGGCGGUGGUGCAGCUGUGCGCGGGGCCGCACGUGCUGCUGGUGCAGGUGCCCAGCUGCCGCCAGCCUGCAUCGGAGCAGCAGCAGCAGCAGACCAAGAAGAAGGCGCAGGGUGGGAAGGAGCAGCCGUGGCGGGCGCCCUUCACGCUGCUCCCGGAGUUGAAGGCCCUGCUGUGCGAUCCCGGCAUCCCCAAGGCCGCGGCGGAGGCGUGGCAGGACGCACUGAUGGUGUACAUGGGCUUUGGCGUCAAGCUGCGCGGCGGUCUAGACCUGACGGUGGCGGUGCCUCCAAACCGUGCGGACAGGCAGCGCGGCCGCAACAAGCUGGGGCUGUUCGACAUCUUCCGCACCUUCUUCUCAGCCGCUGAUCACGUGGCUAAGGAUGAGACCAUUGACCACUCCAAGUGGCGGUCGUCGUGCCUGGAUGACCAGCAGAUGCGUUACGCGGCGCUGGAUGCGUUCGUGUCGUACGCCGCGGGCGUGUGCGUGCUGCUGCGGCCCGGCAAGGCGCCGCCGCCGCCGGUGGACCUGGCGGCGGCGCCCGAGUGGGAGGUGCGGCUGGCGGCGCAGUGGGUGGCGGUGCAGCAGUACCUGGAGGCCCAGUCGCCGGACCGCGCCCAGCACGAUUUCCAGACCGCCCAGUUCAUUGCGUGCACCAAUAGGGGCGUGUUUAUGGAGGUAUCCAUGGCGCGCUACAGCACGCGGCUGGGGAAACAUUGCUUGGUGGAAGCGUUGCUGCCCGACGGGCGCCGCAUCACCGGCCGCUGCAACAUGGCGCGCGGCAGGAGCGCACGCAUCAUCGAGCUCCAGUGGUCAGAUACCAAGGCAAACAUCGCCAGCCUCUCCGAGCUGCCGGCCACGGUGACAAAGAUUGAGAUUACGGACACCUCGGAUACACCCGAGGAGAUGGGCGUCAAGGCGCUGCUGCCCCAGGUGUUGUGCGGAAAGGACCGGCUGCACGGCCGGCCCCUGCUUGAGGGCGUGUUUGGCGGCGGCGACUUCUCCUUCCCGGCGCCCGGCCCCGGCGGCACCAACGAUGGUGCAGCCGCUGCGGCCGCCUCAGCAAGCCCUGCGGCGACAGGCGCAGCGGAAGGCGGCGGCAAGAAGGCCAAGGGCAAGGGCAAGGCACAGGAGGACAGCAAUAGUGGCGGCGCUCCUGUCGGCAGCGCGGCUGCCGUCGAAAAUGCGCUUUCGCAAGCAGAGGCGGCUGUGCGACUGCUGUCGGACACGGCUGCUGUGAACGCGUCGCAGGCGCGUGCCCUGUCGGAGAUCCUGCGCGGCGCCUGCCGGACUGGGCAGCAUGGCAGUGCCACCGGCGGCUCGGCGGUGCAGCUGGUGCAGGGGCCGCCGGGAACUGGCAAGACCACGGUCAUCUCACACGCGGUCCGGAUUUGGCUGGAGGAGGCGGCGCCGCGUCUGCCCCUGCUGCACAAGCACGGCGGUGCCGGCGGCAGCGGCGCGCGGCUCCUGCCGGCGGUGGCGUGUGUGGCUCGCAGCAAUGUGGCCGCCAAGAACAUCGCCCUGUCCCUCAUCAAGCGCGGACUGGGGCCCAAGGAUUUCCGGCUGAUCGUGUCACAAAAGUUCCACUGCGAGUGGCACGAGGAGCAGUACCGCGGGGAGUUGGAGUCGGUGCUGGUGUUGGGCAGCGAACUCAGGGGUUUUGCCAUGCAGCGGCCACUGCGAAACGUGAAGGUGUAUGUGACGACCGUGGCCAUGCUGGCCAACCCCUCCUUCAAGGCCACGGCUCUGCAUAGAAAGGCGCUGAGCUGGCUGGUGGUGGACGAGGCCAGUCAGAUAUGCGGCCCCGACCUGAUGCUGCCACUGUACCAGUACGGCCACCAUCUCAAGUGCAUGUCGCUCUUUGGGGACGACAUGCAGCUGCCGCCUUUCGGCGCCGAGUGGGACGGCGCCCAGAUCCGCUCCAUCUUCGACCAGCUCAGCAGCGGCGGCGGCGGCGGCGCGGCGCAGCAGCGCCUGCGGGAGCAGCCGGCGGGCGCGUUCCAUGUAGGGCCGCCGCUUUGCCCGCCGGCCGCGGGCGGCGCCGCCGACGUCGGUGCCACCGGCACUGCUGCCACGUCACCUGUGGUACGGCUGAUGCUGGACGUGUCGUACCGCCUGCCACGUGACCUGUGCGCCUUCAUCAGUCGGGAGAUGUACGGCGGACGGCUCCAGUCGGGCUGGGCCAGUGGUGGGGGCGCUGCCGGCGAUGCCUUCCCUGCGAACGUGCUGUGGAUUCAAGUGGAGGGCAAAGAGGGCCGAACGGGAGGGACGAGCUGCAGCAAUGUAUUGGAGGCGAAGCGUGUGGUGCAGCUGGUGCAGGAGCGUUACCUCAACACCAGCUGGACGAUCCUGACGGGCUACGAUCUCCAGCGGUCGGUGCUUGAGUGCGAGGUGCUGCGGUGCGGGCUCGGCCGCCAUCCACAGCACAACCAGCCGACCCAGCAGGCCGGCGGAGCAGCAGCGGGCGGCGGCGGCGGCAGUGGCGGCGGCGGCGACAAGGGCCCCCAAGGCAGCGACCGCGUGUACAACAUCGACACGUUCCAGGGCCGCGAGGACGAGGUGGUGGUGGUCAGCCUCACGCGCGUCAAGGCGCUGGGCUUCAUGGACGACGACCGCCGCGUCAACGUCAUGCUCACGCGCUGCACGCAGCAGCUGGCGGUGGUGGGCAGCCUGCGGCUGGCGCUGCAGCACCCGCACACGCUCAUCGGCCGCAUGGCGGAGUACUGCAUCUUGAACGGACGGGUGGAGCAGUAGUGGGCGCACGUGGAAAGCGGGGCAUGCUAUGUGGACCGUGGCAUGGCCCUGGCCGUAGCUACACGAAGAUGCGGCGCCGGAAAUAUGGGACCGAGGGCAGCCCGCGCUGGGAAGAGACGCGCAGCGAGGUGGUCCCGUAAUAGGGUUUUGCGACUCCAGGCUUGUGCCAUGGCUGCAGGGCGUAGAGUUGUAGAAGCUCUAGAAUGCAGACGGGGUUGGAACGCCUGAGACAGUCUAGCCACGUGAUACAGAAGUACAGUAGAGACUUGACGGGCGUGUAGCUAGUUGCACGUAGGCCAGCUCGGAGGGAAGCUGGUGUUGGCAGCAAAGGUGCUGUUGUACAUGUUAUGAAUGCAUUACGUGCAUUGUGGCUUGCGGCGCCUGCCGGGUGCUGCUUUUGUGCUCCACCGUACUGAACGAAGGUCCAGAGGCGUGGCAAGUUGUGUCAGGCAUGUUGGGGUGGACGUGUGAUGGGACAGUGGUAAGGCAAGUUGGCGAAGUCCCGUAGGGUGCAGGACUCGUGGCAGGACUUGCGGCGGCAGCAGGACCUGGAUUUUCGCAUGUGUAGGCCCGGCCUUGUAGGCUGUUGUCAUAUCACAUGCCGUUCAGUGCUUCCAGAUACCGUAGGGCAGUUGGCGUACGUGCGACGCACCCACGUGUAUGGUGGACGCUCAGGCACGAAACAAUGGGGUUAUCCAGUUGCCUGUGACACUUGUUGUAUGUGGUUACAAGGUGGUGAGCACGACGUGCACUCCUGGCCCUGCCUGUCCUGAUAGAAACCUUGUAGUGACACGUCCAACAACGAGGACGGGUGCGGCAGGGUGCGAGGUUCGUGCCGAGACUGCCGACUGUGCACAAUGGGUCCAUCGGACACCCUGCAGUGGACAAGGCUCUCCCAGCUGCCCACAGCUCAUCAUGGCCGAUUCAACUGGUA